Loxodonta africana (African savanna elephant) is the source of this 9039-nucleotide messenger RNA. RefSeq names its product ARB2 cotranscriptional regulator A (gene ARB2A). Bases 133 to 1521 code for a protein of 462 amino acids. The transcript has 12 exons. The record is from RefSeq and is a predicted model, not a curated record. Gene Ontology annotation, cellular component: nucleus. NCBI's taxonomy places the organism in Eukaryota, Metazoa, Chordata, Mammalia, Proboscidea, Elephantidae. Gene Ontology annotation, molecular function: siRNA binding. Gene Ontology annotation, biological process: regulatory ncRNA-mediated heterochromatin formation.
GGAUCCCAAGAGGGAAAGUCAUAACAACCGCACGAGGGAGUUCGACUGGAGAGCUGGAAGGCCACGCCUCCUCCCGCCUACCCCCGCAGCCCUGUAGCUGGGGGCAGAGUUCAGACUGUCUUCUGAAGAUUGAUGUGUAUUUCCUUGAGCUCUUUAAUUUUGUUGCCAAUUUGGAUAAGUAUGGCACAAAUCCAGCAGGGAGGUCCAGAUGAAAAAGAAAAGUCCACAGCACUGAAAGAUUUAUUAUCUAGGAUAGAUUUGGAUGAACUCAUGAAAAAAGAUGAACCACCUCUUGAUUUUCCUGAUACUCUGGAAGGAUUUGAAUAUGCUUUUAAUGAAAAGGGGCAGUUAAGACACAUAAAAACUGGGGAGCCAUUUGUUUUUAACUACCGGGAAGACUUGCACAGAUGGAACCAGAAAAGAUACGAGGCUCUAGGAGAGAUCAUCACAAAGUAUGUAUAUGAACUCCUAGAAAAGGACUGCAGUUUAAAAAAAGUCUCUAUUCCAGUAGAUGCUACUGAGAGUGAACCAAAGAGUUUUAUCUUUAUGAGUGAGGAUGCUUUGACAAAUCCACAGAAACUGAUGGUUUUAAUUCAUGGUAGUGGUGUUGUCAGGGCAGGUCAGUGGGCUAGAAGGCUGAUUAUAAAUGAAGAUCUGGACAGUGGCACGCAGAUACCUUUUAUUAAGAGAGCUAUGGAUGAAGGAUAUGGAGUAAUAGUACUGAAUCCCAAUGAAAACUAUAUUGAAGUAGAAAAGCCUAAGAUACAUGUACAGUCGUCAUCUGAUAGUUCGGAUGAACCAGCAGAAAAACGGGAAAGAAAAGAUAAAGUCCCUAAAGAAACAAAGAAGCGACGUGAUUUCUAUGAGAAGUACCGUAACCCCCAGAGAGAAAAAGAAAUGAUGCAGUUGUAUAUCAGAGAAAAUGGCUCUCCUGAAGAACAUGCAGUCUACGUGUGGGACCAUUUCAUAGCCCAGUCUGCAGCUGAGAAUGUAUUUUUUGUUGCUCACAGUUAUGGAGGACUUGCUUUUGUUGAACUGAUGAUUCAGCGAGAAGCAGAUGUAAAAAGUAAGGUAACUGCUGUGGCGUUGACAGAUUCUGUUCACAAUGUGUGGCAUCAAGAAGCUGGCAAAACAAUUCGAGAAUGGAUGAGAGAGAACUGUUGUAAUUGGGUCUCCAGCUCAGAACCAUUAGACACGUCAGUGGAGUCCAUGCUGCCCGACUGUCCCCGAGUGUCAGCAGGCAGGAGAUGCCAACAUAGUCUCAAGUGUCCACCUGAUCCAAGAAGCUCACUCCUCACCAGCAUCCCUCUCCAACCCAUUUUCCAGUCCAAUCCAUGUCUGAAGAGUUGGCUUCGGGAAUGGUUCCUGUCCUGGGCCAACAGAAGUAAGAGCUCAAUGAUGUGUUUAUUGGCAUCAGUGAACAUGGCAGUGAUGGCGAAGACUCUGGAGUACCACAAUUUCCAGCCUCGCUUUAGAGCUGUUAACUUUCUUUGGCUUCCUCCUUUCUUCGUUUUCCACUGAAUGAAUGCCAGGAAGACUUUUUUCAAAUUUUUUUCUGUCUGAUCAAGAUUUAGAUAAUGUCUGCUGCUUUUGGUCGCUAAACAUCCCCCAAACUCACUUUCAUGCUUCAGUGAGAAGAUAUUAUGGUACUGCCAAUGAGAAGAUAUUAUGGUACUGCCAAUGGAAACCACUUCACAUUUGGGCCACAUCAUAAUGUCUAAGUGGCUCAGCUUCAAGUUUCAGUGUAGAUUCUGGUUCCUGCACAUUUGCUGUCAAAAACCACUUUAUAGGAGCCAAACUGUGGAAUCCUUCCAAGUGUUAGGCACUAUUAGAAGUACCAUUAAAGUACUGCAGAGUUUGAAAAGAUUAUGAAAUUCUGAUUUGUUUUAAACAUAAUAUAUUCUUUGAUAACUCCAUGAAAUUUUAAUCAUUCCCCUAUUUUAGUCACGGGACUAAAGGUAAUUGAAAUUCCUAUUAUUACUUAGCGUCGUGAGUUUUAAAGACAAGUUGAAGUUGGAACUUCUGUAAUAAUUUUAUACUCUUUUGCACAACACUGAAUAUAUAGAACUGUUCUGGUUUUCAAAUGUAACUGUGAAAUAAAACUGCAAGAAGACGUAAUUGUUUUGAUUUAUGCUGUAUAUUUUAGUCCCCUCCCAUGCCUUGUCCCUCUUUGCUUCCUUUGGUCAGCCUACAGAAAAUAACACAUGUAAGAUAUAAAAGUUAAAAUAAAAAAUUUUGUAACAUCAGAAACUGUUUAGACUUAAAGAUAAUCAGCAGUGAGCCUGGGAUAUGUUAAUUAUAUUGAUUUAGCAUAAAAUUUAUCUCUGAGCUUCCUUACGUCAAAGCAAAAAAAAAAAAAGAAAUAAUGGCUGACAGUAUCUUCCUCACUAAAAAGUAAAAGCAUGUAAACUCAUCUGAAAAGAUAUUUCUCCUGCACUGAAUACCAAAAGAAACCAUCAUAUAUUAAUUACUUGUAAGUAAAUAAUUAUUUGUGAAAUUAUUUGUUGACUGUUUCCCCCAUUAGCAUAUAAGUUCCUUGAAAACGGUGACCUUGUCUGUCUUAUUAACCACCAUAUCCCCAGCUCCUAGAACAACAAUAUUGGUUGAAAUGAAAUCACAUGGAUUCUUUUCCAAGAAACACUGGGUAGCAUAGCUGAUCAUAUCUUCCACUGAAGUAUUACAUAAAAUACAGAUAGCACUCUUUAUAUUGUUAAUUUUUUUAUAUCGAUGAUCAAUAAAAACCUAUCAUACAACAUUAAAUCAUGCCUCAGAGAUGAGACUUAUAUGGAAGAUAACACUGAUUUUUAUUACUAUAACUUGUUAAAGAGGGUAAAAUCUUGAAAAGGGAUAACUUAAAUGUGCUUUAAACUUAUCUCUUAAAUAUCAGUUGUCUCAACCACAUUUUUGGCAGGAGGUGAAUGUUAGAGAAUUCAAGGCCGAGUCCUCUGAUAGGAGUCUGAAGUGGCCAUAUUUUGUUUUAUUGACUAAGAGAGAUACCAGAGUUGGCAUUCCACUGGGGACAUUAAGAAGCCCAACUUGUAUUACAAUGCAGUGGAAAUCUAUUCGACCUUCACAGAGGAAGAAGCUAUGGAUAUCCUUGUAAUUAUCUUAUGUAUAUUAAUAACCAUUCAUUUACUAAAAAUCUAUCAAAAAACAAAUAAGACACAUUGUUUUGAAAAGAAAGUGCACAUUACGUAGCAAUUUUUAGCAGGUUUCUAUAUGAGUUUACUGUGCUCAGGGUGCAGUAUAGUAGAAAUGGCCUGUCCACUAAAUCAGAAGGGCUGAAAUGCAAUGUUAUUUUCAUUAUAGGCAGAAUUUAUGUAUCUGAAUAUGACUUUUCAUGUAACAUAUUAAAAUUUUAUUAUAAUGCCAUUUGUCAUACAGUAUAAUUUGGAAUAAGGCAGAUUUGUCUUGGAUCCCUUCCAAAAGACCUUAGUUCUGUUAUCUCUUCAAGGAUAAGUUUUCUUUAUAUGCCCACUGCCUAGUGUCUGGAAUGUGCAGGGUACUCAGGAAAUGUUUGGACUAAAAUGAUCUAAACUCCUUUUAAGAUUAUCACACAGCCCGUACUCUCCAGAAGUACAUUCUACUUAGACUACGAAGGUACAAAUUUUUAUUUAAUAUCUCUUAUUGAGGAGCAGUCAUCAUGUUGAUUUAUUGUAUUUUUUUGUUGAUUACUGACAAAGUAUAGGGCACAUCAUGAAAGAUCAAAUGUGACAUGUCUAGAAGAAAGUCAGGAAUACCUAAGAGAACUUACUAUCCAGUUUCCUUCGUAGAUAGAUAGGCACCUAAUACGUCAAUCUUGCCAGCAGUAACUGUAUCUCAGUUUUCCCAUGUCUUACACAGUCUUUCAGAGAUAGUAGCAGACUACCAGCAAAUUCAGAAGAUGUAAAUUGGUUGGGAGUUUGCUACUGCUUUCUGUGGCCAGAUAGAAGCCACAUUUUCUCUGGUAUUGGUACUCCAUUCCCCUUACCUCAGAACGACAAAUAUUUUGGAGUAUUAACUUACUCUUAUAUAGAUUUCUCAGUCUUCUCUUUGACAUGUAAAAGUCACACUUUUUACAUAUCUGAAAUUCACACUUACUAAGGCAUAAAGUAUGCAAGUAGUACAAAACUAACCUGGGGGGCUAGAGAUGUGGCAUAAUACAAUGAAAACGACAUGAUGGUUCCUUUCCUCAAGAAGCUUUAGUUAAACUUAUAGCCCUGGUAACUCCUUAUUGAAACACAGGAGUACCCUAAAAUUAAGUUUUUACCAUAUAAGUGAUUGUAUAAGGGCCUAAAGCUGUGCAUCACUGAAAAAUUUCAAAUCUGCCAUAUAGUGUUUUGGGUAGUAUUGGUCCAUCUUUGGGGAAACAAAAGAAAAAUGUGUAGAGUAUUACAUUUGUGUUUGUUUCUUUUUAAAUCAAGUUAAAUGUGUUAAAAAUCAAAAUAAUGAACACUAUCGUAUUUCUUUGUCUUGCUAUACUUUUCCAAAAUAAAUGUGAAUAGUACAUGAAUUCUUAAAAUUAUUUCAGUGGAAUGCCUUAGCCCUUUUUAGUGCCUUAUUAAUAUGGAAGCCAUGAAGUAGUAUUAAAUUCAGUUUUUAUCCCAAUACAGUUAAAACUAUGUUUCUUGUGUUGCCAGAAGCUCUUAAGAAUCAUAUUUUUUUAUGAUCAUUUUACUCAAAUAAUUAGGUUACUGAGAAUAAGGGCUUAACAGCAGACUAAAAGCAAAACGUGUACUAUCUUGUCAUUUUUAGUAUUAGGAAGUUAGUGCCUAUAUUUUUUGAAAAGCAUUUAAAGAAUUUUUUUAUUUCUUUUUUUUCUAUAACGGUAUUUCUUUUCUCUGGAAAACAUAACACUUGAAGCUUAGUGUUUAUCUCAAAAUGUAUUUCAUUUUUAAUUCAAUUCAACAUUUAUGGAGCUCCCCUAUUUCAGAAGAUUUUACAGUCAAUCAGUCAAUAUUUAUUGCAUGGCUACUAUGUGUCAGGCACCGUUCUAGGCACUGGAAUAGGCUAUACCAGUAGAUAAAGAAAAGUUCCUGCCCUGGAAAAGCUUACAUUUAGUCAAAGGGGAUAGACAAUAAACAUAUAAGCCAAUAAACAAGCCUGUAAGUAAGUAAACAGAUAGAAGAAGGAUUUCAGAUACUAGUAAGUGUUAUGACAAACAUUUAACAGGAUAAUGGUAGGAGAGUACCUGGGGCAGGAGGUGAGGGAGGUGGUGAUUCUCCUUUAGCAAAGGGUGUCCUGUUUAACCUCUCCCCUUUUUUCCAUGCUUGACAGCAGCUAACAACCACAACAGUCCUGCUACUGCUACUGCCCUUCACUUAAUUACUUAAAAACAGUGUGUUCUCGCUGUACAACAGAGCAAUAUAGUAUUCCUGACUGAGUUGUUUUCCCCAGUAGAUGCAAUGGAAAUACACUAAUCCAACCAAAUUUCUUCCCCUUAACCUAUGCAUGGCUAACUGGUUUUAAAAUGUGAAACUGAUAUUAGAAAAGAUUUGAGGUUUUGUGGCAGAGAAAAGGAGGUUUUGUGGGGAAAAAACCUAACCACGUAAGAUUAACUAGGCAAAAUCUCAUUUUGACAGUCUUAUCUAUCAUCUAAAGGGAUUUUUCAUUAAGCCAAAAAUAGACUAGCAAUAAUGAAACAAUGCUGAUUCUAGAUAGAACCUCUCUGAAUUUUGAAAUGUGGUAGCCUGUUCUUUCAAAGAAUGCAUAAGAAAUUGAUCACUUUUGAAUGUCAAAGAUACAUAUGAACUGAUAUUAUUGUUCCUGAGGAAAAUUUCUCACACCUAAGUCUUUUCUUUAUACAUAUAAAGCCUCCGGAAUUUCAAGGGAAAGAGUGCUUAAUUUAAAAACAUAAAGUAUGCGUGUGUGUAUGUGCAUGUGUGUGUGUGUAUACAUAUGCUAAAUUCAUAAAAAUGACAAUAAACUAUAAACUAAAGUAAUAAAAUAUUAGCUAACUCAUCAAAAUUCCAAGAGACAGAAUUAUUGUGAACUAUUUUAUUCAUGAUUAUGAUAUUUUUAAAUUAUUUUUUAACAUAUAUAUAUAUCCUCAUAGGCUAGACACUGGCUUUAAGAAUGUAACUACAUGCCCCUAGCUUCCGUUUACCCAUACCCAAACCCAUUGCCAUCGAGCUAAUUCCAACUCAUAAUGGGACAGAACAGAACUGCCCCAUAGGAUUUCCAAGGAGUGGCUGAUGGAUUCGAAAUGCCAGCCUUUUGGUUAGCAGCCAAACGCUUAAUCACUGCAUUUAAAGGCGCGUUCUAGUCCAAGCCAGGCACUGUGCUAGUGGAUUUACAUUAUUACUAAUCCUCAACUCUGUUGAAUAGGUGUACCCUAUUUUGUGGAUGAGGAAAUUGAGAUUCAAAUGUUGAGUAAAUUACCUGAGAUUACUGAGCUAAUAAGUGGCAGAGUUAAGGUAGAAACUUCUUUCUGUUAGUCCAUCUGAAAAAAAUAGAAAUGAGAAAGGAAUUAAGUGUUUUUAUUAGGUCCCGUAUCCAUCAGGAUUCUUAGUUGCAAACAAUAGGAACUCUUGUUGACUUAAGCAGAAAGGGAAUUUAUUGGAAGAAUAUCAGGUAGGUCAUAGAAUCACCAUGAAAGCUGAGCAGGGUAGGGAAACAGGCAGGAACCUAGGCAGAGCCAGACAGUGGGAUCAGUCUAGGCAGGACUCAGGGCCACCACGGGCUGGGCACAGCCACUGCUGUUUGUUGCUAUCACCUGCUGAGAUCUAUUCACAUCUCCCCUUUCUCUCCUUCCAAAUUGCACCUUGUCUUUCAUUUUCUGCUCAAGACUCAAAGUUCAGGGUGGUAUCAUCCAACUGACAGAGUUUAACACACUGACCCUAGAGCCAUAUGCAUUUAAGCUCAGACAUCGCCACUUGCCAAUUAUGUGACCUUUGACUGUUCACUUAACCUCCUUGGGCCUCAGUUUCCAUGUCUAUAAUUUAGAUAUAAUGGUUUCUGCCAAGGAUGAGAAGAAGGAGGAUCAUCGCAGUUUGGCUUCCCUGAUGGGGUGCAGCACCUUGCUUUCCACUAGUACUUACACGCUGUGAUAUACCCCAAUCCAUGGAAAGGGGGUUAGAUGCUGAACAGCGGGGAAAAAAUCGCAUGUGUCCAGUAUAGGCACUAGAUAAAGUUUAAAGGUGACACAGAAUUAAGGACUCAAGUAUACAGAAGAAUAGUCACUGAACAUCAUGAGGAAAGUGAAUGGACAUGAGGCAAUAUUAUAACUGUAAACCUGUCCUGUAAAUUGGUUUCAGCCGGUUUCCAGUAUGUGUGUGUAUGUAUGUGUGUGUGCGUGUGUGUGUGUGUGUGUGUAGUCAUUUAUGUGCAAAUUAUAAUAUUAACUAAAGAAAGAAGCUCUUAGAGAGAAUGUAUCUGGAGAGUAAAGAACAUAAAAAUCCCAUAUAUCUGAAACUGGCAAUUAAUGUUUCCAUUUGGUUGAUGCUUUUGCAUAUAUCAUUUCAUAGAAUCCUCAAGAAUAAUGAUCUUAAAUAGGUACCAGUAUUAUCUCCAUUUUAUACAUGAAGAAACUGAGGCUCACCAAGGUAAUUUGCACAGAAUCAAAAAGCUAGCAAAUAUUAGAACUAGACCUCCAACCCAGGGAUUCUGCCCACAAGGCUGGUGCACUUACCUCUACACUAUAGCUGCAAAUAGAUAUUUUCAAGAGGAACCAACUCAGAAAAGUAGUCAGAGAGGUGAUAGUAUUGUAAAUCUGAAGCUAUGGCUGACGUUCCAUGAGAAAGCAAUCUGCGACGUCUUCUACUGACAGAAUGCUGGGAGGGUAAGAGCAGAAAAAAUAGUUCUCAAAUUCAGUUCAAAAACCAAUCAAUUGAUCUUUAAAAGGGAAGUUUCUAAACUGCAAAGUGGUUAUGAUAAAAGCUUCACAGCAUGUCAUGGAAGGAUUUGAUAAAUAAGAAAUGUAGGAGCCUUAUGUCAAGAGUAUAUUUGAGUAAUUUUUUGAACAAGCACACAUUAACAGUUCAAUGGGUAGUGAGGCAAGUAGUAAAUGUGGGAAGACAUGAUCACGCUAAAAAGAAUGAGUACAACACGAUAGAAAUAUAAUGAUAGCAAAGAGAGGAAAAAUACUUUUUUUUUUAUGUGAUAUUCCCACAACUAAGCAUUCCAAAGUAGAAAAAACAUUUCUGUGACCUAUUGAGAAAGAAAGCAGGGACACAAAGAAGGGAAGAUAUUUCAAGCUGAAGAAAGAAAGAGUUAUAGAAACCGUAAUUUACCAUUACUGUGUGGUAUGUUAAUGACUGUGAAUGAAUAUAGAAAGGACUGAAGUUUAACUAUAGAUGGAGUUCAAAUUUCAGCUAUUUCACAAAGUACUUGCUUAUGGUCACCAUAAACUCUCUUCUGGGGGCCACUGGAUAACAAGAUGCAAUCAAGCUUUUGAAGAUCAUCAUAGAAAACUGCCCAGACUCAUCAGUUUUCCUUUGUCCUUUCUGUUUUCUGAUUUUCUCAAUACUACUAGAUGAUAAGCUUUUCAAGGUGUCUUAUUCAUUUUUGUCUCUUUACACUUAGCACAGUGCUCUGCAUAUAGGAACAACUCAGUGUUUAUUGAACCAUAAAACUAAUUCUGUAAAAUCUGCAAAACUCAGAACCUGUGUAAGGCAGAAACCUGUCAGAGAAGGAAGACUCAAAUAUUUUUCCACUAAUUGAGAGCAAUAGAAAAGUGGUAAGACUGCACUCAGUCAAAGGUGGAAAACUUUCAAGACCUGGAAAAACAAGGCAGUCCAGUCAAGUUCUGGUUCUCACAGUUUUCACCGUAAUUUGUUUUAAAACGUAAAGUCAGGGACUCAUACCUGAAGCACUCAUUCAUUCAACUGACCUCACACGCUGACCCUAGAACCAUACGGGUUUAAGUCCAGACAUCACCACUUGCUGAUUCUGUGACCUUUGACUGUUCACUUAACCUCUUUGGGCCUCAGUUUCCAUGUCUAUAAUUUAGAUACAAUGGUUUCUCCCUUACCAACCUCAUUACCUACCUUAUUGUAAGAGUAAAAUCUGACAUUAUAUGUGAAGACUAACCAUAAGCUAUAAAAAAAAAAAAAAACCCAC